Molecule: messenger RNA, 2967 nt
Organism: Athalia rosae (coleseed sawfly)
Lineage: Eukaryota; Metazoa; Arthropoda; Insecta; Hymenoptera; Athaliidae
Product: coiled-coil domain-containing protein 1-like
Exons: 6
Coding region: 709-2544 (611 amino acids)
Source: RefSeq, a predicted model, not a curated record
UUCGUCCUGUCUCUUUUCGGUGGUGGUUAACGUGGUGGGGAGCGAAUGACUUCAAGGACCAAGGGAUCGGUAUUUCACACAUGAUAUCGAUCCUCUGAUCUCGUCGACCCAUUUUUUUUUCUUUUUCCUACUCUUUUCGACCACGCGUUACUCGGAUGACGUAUAAUUUUCGUUUUUUUAUUCGGGUGAGCUUUCUCCGCGUUUUUUCAUUUCAAUAACUCGACCGUUCGUUCUAUUUCGAACGAGAGGACAGCGCGGAUAAUCGGAAAACUAUAGAAAAAAAAAUUUCUUCAAAAGUAACAGUAAUUCGGUUUCCGCAUACGGGAAACACACGUACGGGCUACGAAUGCAUGUAGCGUGCAUCAGGGGACAUGGAUCGUGACAUCAAUGCCGAGGCGUUCAGCCCAGUUAGCCAUGUUGAGGAGUUGGACGUACGCGACUUCUUCAAUUUGCUGACCGGACCAUAGAAGCACUUCCUCGACUUGUACGGCGUCGGGGUACCCCCGUUGUUACCUACCAUAGUUACAUACGUAUUUCGUGUUGGUUUUUAAAGUCGUCUUUGACCGUGACCGCCGAAGAUGUAGGGCAUUCGGUCACGCCCGAAGGAACGCGCAGGAUUCUGCCCCGCAUAGACAUUUGUCAUACUACGCUCGUACGAUAUAUUUAAACACGAGCACUAGGCAUUCGCAAUAAUUUUCAUCGAUCAUCAUGAGAUUAUCGAUGGUUUUUGAGCUGUUGCUCAUAUUCCUAUUGGUCGCAUUCGCAGCGUACGCCAGAGUAAUCGAUCGCGACGAGGUCGCCAGUCUUCACAGGGUGAUCAGAGCUACCAAACAGAGCAACGCCGGCGUGGCGACAAUCUCAUUGAAACAGGCGACCGAUAACGUUAACAAAUACUGCACUUGCAACGAUAACAUUUGCAACUGUUGCAGAGACUUUAAUAUCCCAGUUGUUCAGUUGAAAGGACCAGGAUGUGCAUCCGUCCAGUAUUUAAAGGGUGACAAUAUGGGACUGCAAUUGAGCUUCGGCGAUAACAUCUUGACCAGCACCGUCGUAAACGGUAAAAGUCCUAAGCCUGUAUGCUUACCCUUGCCGGGAGGAUUCUCCAAAUUUUGCGGAAGGAUUUAUUCGAUUCAACGCGAAGCAAACGAGCAUUUCAAGGCCUGUCUUGGUCUGGAAUUGGAAUCAUCGAGUCAAGUUGAAGCCAGUCUGCGAGUGAGCUGCUUCAGAUUUGGACCCGACGGUCUGAAGCUGCGCCCCGCGGAACCUUUGCCGAUCGUAGAAGCUGACCCGGCUGACGACGACGACGACGACGACGACAUUUUCGGUCUGGGAUCCGACGACGACGACGACGAUGACGACGACGACGACGACGACGACGAUGCCGAAGAUACACCCGAGGGAAACGCCGUUCCGUCUUCGUCCGCGGACGACGACGACGACGACGAUGACGACGACGACGACGUUCUGGGACUUGGAUCUCUUUUCGAUAUAUUCGGAGACGAUGACACGCCGAAAAAACCGAAAGUAACAACCCCCGCGCCCACUGCUUUUCCCUCCUUUUCUAUCCCUCUGCUCAACAAGCCGAUCAGCGAAAAUCCUAGCGUAAUCGAAGCGGAUGUACCCGUUAUUUCCGGCAACGAAUCCCCGAUAGGAAACGACGUAAUUGUUCAACCCGCGAGUCCCGAACCGGAGCAACUUCCCGAUGUUACGAAUGUCGCGGAGGAAGUUACGCAGAAGAUCAAUGCCGCUGAGACCGAAGUUUCAGCAGCUAUUGACCCGGCCACGGAACAAACGGCUUCUACCGAUGACUUGGUUCCUCUCGGAUCGGUCAUACAAGACAACGUUCUUCAACCUGCUGCAUCUGCUGUUGACGAAAAGAUCGUACCGAAGCCAGAAGAGGCGAUCGUGAAACCGACGAGUAAUGUUAAUAAAAUUAAACCAAUCCAGAAGAAGCCCGCGGCUACAGCUAAUACGGUAAACGCCAUACAAAAUGACGCGAAGAAGCCAAUCGUCCCGAUUUCCAAGCCGAACAAACCCGAUCCGAUUAAGAACGAAGUUCAAGCAUCCACGGAGGCGGAUGAAGAGGAGGACGACGACGAAGAAGAAGACGACGAAGACGACGAUAUUCUUGGUGGUGACAGUCUCGAAGAAGAUGAGGAUGACGACGAAAAAGAGGAGGCUGUAGACGGUCAGGAUAAACCAGAGACCUCAGAAACUGCGGAGGAUGAGGCCGACGACGAGAAAGAUGAGGACGCUGAGGAUGAUAGCGACGAACAAAAUUCCGAGUCCGAUAAAAUCGAUGCGACCGACAGCGACGAGGAGAGUCUCGUCGAUGACGAUGACGAGGAUGAAGAGGCCUUGAUAACCGCUAUUACGGGAGAUGAUAAAGACGAAGCGAAGAAGGACAAGAUAUCGAACAAUGAGACGGCAGAUCCCGAGGAGGACGACGCUGAUUAUGGAUUCGGUUUGGCGGAAAUGUUGGCGAGAAAACGACAGCAAAGACAUAUGAGAAGCGGUCGUCAAAGCAGAGUUAUGAGACUUUAGAAUGAAAAACAAUAAGAUUAUAAAAACAGUAAAAAUUGAUCCAGGGGAUUUGCGACUUGUCGACGUUAUAGCAGCGACGCAGUUGUAAAGCUGUAAAUCGCGAUACACAUCGUCCCUCGUCGUCUUCGGAACCCUGCAGCAAGCUCAGCCAUAAAUUAAAAAAAAUGUUGAUAUUAUUAACUUAUUUCAGACUAACCCCAAUAUUUAUAAUUUAAUCUAUAUUUAAAAUCAUUUGUCUGAUAUAUUUAUGUAAUUUAUUAUACUGUCUAAGUUAAAAAUAUACGAGAAUAUCUGUAUGGUGUAUAUAACCACCGUCGCAUCGCAUGAAUUCCAUUGUCAUUUUUCAACAUGCACUGCAGUCUUUCGUUCAUACCGAUGACAAAAAGUACACAAACUGAAUAAAUAUCAUGAAAUUAUGCUAAA